Messenger RNA from Pneumocystis carinii B80, 426 nucleotides. RefSeq lists its product as hypothetical. Lineage: Eukaryota; Fungi; Ascomycota; Pneumocystomycetes; Pneumocystales; Pneumocystaceae. The transcript has 4 exons. The record is from RefSeq and is a predicted model, not a curated record. Bases 8 to 382 code for a protein of 124 amino acids.
ACUUAAUAUGAGUCUUAAUAGUAUUAAGUUAGAAGAACCUAAAAAUGAUGUUUCAACAAUAGAAAUAAAGAAGACAAAUAGUGUAUUAGAUGUACUUCCAAGAUUUGAUGUGGAUAUGAUGACAGCAGCUUAUAUGUCAACUAUGGAGAUUAUUAAUGAGGAAGAAGAUUUGUUAUUUACAGAAUAUAAAGAACUUUGCCAAGAAUUACAGUCUUGGAUAAGGAGUAGGAUUGUAUAUGAUCAUCUUAUGACUCGAAAACGAAUACGUUUAAGUGUUGAUUGGGUUAUUGCUAAGGAAGAAGAGCUUGAGAAGACACGUAAGGAGAUUAUGGAGUGUAUGGAAGCAGUUAAAAAGGCACUUGGAUUAUUAUUUUCUACAUAAACUAGUUGAUACAAGAAAACAAGAAGCUAAAAUGAACAAAAAAC